GCCUGGCUACUGUUGAUAACAAAGGUUGACAGCAUUGAAAAUCUCAUCUUAACCUAACCUAACCAUCGCGGCGCGGAACAUGAGAAGGUUUAACGUAAAUCGAGGUUAUAAUUAACGUUAUACAGGAUAUCAAAUUAAAAAAUGUAAUGUCACGCUCUAAAUUUUGGCAGUACGGUAUACCGUUUAUGGUCUUUAUUCUUGGUGGAUCAUUUGGCCUCCGAGAAUUUACGGAGUUACGUUACAGGUAUAAACGUCAAGAAUAUAAAUUGCGCGACGAACUAGAAAAGAAGGGAAUUGAGAUGAGACAACCAGAAGAAAUUACUUUGGAGAAAGAAUAUGAAAAAUUGGAGAAGAUGGAUCUUGAAAACUGGGAAAACAUUCGAAUACCAAGACCAUGGGAAGAAUCAGAAAAUGUAAGAAAUCAAUAAAAAUAUUAAUAUAUAAAUAUAUAUUAAUAAAAACAUGUAAUUAAUUCAAUAUUUAAACAUUUGUAAUUCUUAAUUACAUGAAGGUUUGUUAUUAGAUAUUACUAGAAAAUAAAUAUAAUAGAGGUUUUUAAACAUAA
Monomorium pharaonis (pharaoh ant) is the source of this 565-nucleotide messenger RNA. RefSeq names its product cytochrome c oxidase assembly protein COX16 homolog, mitochondrial (gene l(3)neo43). The coding region runs from base 147 to 428 and encodes 93 amino acids. NCBI's taxonomy places the organism in Eukaryota, Metazoa, Arthropoda, Insecta, Hymenoptera, Formicidae. The transcript has 3 exons. Gene Ontology annotation, biological process: mitochondrial respiratory chain complex IV assembly. Gene Ontology annotation, cellular component: mitochondrial inner membrane. The record is from RefSeq and is a predicted model, not a curated record.